This is a messenger RNA of Podarcis raffonei (Aeolian wall lizard), 1754 nucleotides long. Its product is annotated as gastrula zinc finger protein XlCGF49.1-like. The record is from RefSeq and is a predicted model, not a curated record. Gene Ontology annotation, biological process: regulation of transcription by RNA polymerase II. The annotation marks the transcript as partial. Gene Ontology annotation, molecular function: DNA-binding transcription factor activity, RNA polymerase II-specific; RNA polymerase II cis-regulatory region sequence-specific DNA binding. NCBI's taxonomy places the organism in Eukaryota, Metazoa, Chordata, Lepidosauria, Squamata, Lacertidae. The transcript has 2 exons. Gene Ontology annotation, cellular component: nucleus.
UGGGAUGCAGGCAGUGGUGAGGGGCUUUUUAUACAGCCUUCUUUCUAAAGAAGCAGAGAGAAGCUCCAAAAGCAAGAUAUAUGAGCAGAAAUCAGGGCGAAUGAGAAUAAAUCCACUAAUAAAGCAGGGAGCCCGGGGAAUCUGCCUCCUCGGCGCCUGAAACUGAGGCGAGGCUCAGAUUUCGAAGGGCGGGAAGUUGGGAAAAGGCGGGAAAAGUCGUUGAGGGGAAGAAGCAGCGGGGGGAGGGGCUCCUCCUCUCUUGUCCCUCAGAGACACAACGGGGACCCUCUUGUGAGGGGAGCAGAAAGGGGUCUCUCUCUCCCCCCCCUCACAACCCCAUUGCACUCCUCUCAUGGCGGAAGGGGACCCCACCCUCUCCCUGCCUGGCGAGGGGGCAGCCGGGCCAAGGGGGUCUCUGGGCGCAGGAGAGCCUGUGGGGAGGAGGGGGCAGAGGAAAGGAAGCGCCCCUUCUCUCUCAGGCAGCCCCAUGUCUCUUCCCACCCCCAGGGGCUGGGUCCAUCUCUGGGCUUCACAGAGGACCCCCCUGGGCUGGGGGGAGGGACCCUCCUUGGCUUCCCUGGCUCAGCCCCUCCCCCACUCUCCUGACCCACAGGGGGAGGGGCAGCCCUUCCCUACUUCUCAUUCAGCCUCUUCCCUCCCAACCUCCCUAUUUGUAGAUUGAAAACCACGUCCUUCUCUCCCCGCAAACUCAGGUCACCCCCAGAUAUGAUGCCCCCCCGCAGCCAUCUCGCCCCCCUGCUGUGGGGAGGAGGAAGGAGGGGGGCCAGGUCCCCAUGGAGCCCCCAGAGGCAGCGCCGUCUCGUCCUCUUCCCAUCCCAACACAGGGAGAGGCUGCUCUAUGGACGUAGCUCUAGGGGCAAGCGCAUCCCAAAAGGAGCCGGAUGUGUCGCUGGGAAAUGCGCCGGAAGUUUCCAACCGGAAAAGGAGGAGGGGCGUCGCUCAAGAGCCCCCCCGUCGCCGCCGCCCUUUCUAUUGCAGACAAGGAAAGCGGACUAAUCCGGAGCCAGGGAGGCGGAGGACCCAGAGAAAACAAAUAGGAUUUUCUCCCCACCCCAUUGAAAGAAGACAAUGGAGAAGGCAGUCAGAAUUCUGGUGGGCCAUGUCCAAUGGGAAUAACAAAGAAACCAUUUAAAUACAUGGAUUGUGAAAACAGAGAACAUAAACUAUUUGAAAGUAUGGAGUGUGGAAGGAGCUUCACUGACAGUGGAAACCUUAGAAAACAUCAGUGGUCUCACUCAGGGGAGAAACCAUUUAAUUGCAUGGAGUGUGGAAAGAGCUUCACUACUAGCAGAAGCCUUAGAAUUCAUCUACGGACUCACACGGGGGAGAAACCAUUUAAAUACAUGGAGUGUGGAAAGAGCUACAGUCGGAGUGGAAACCUUAGAAUUCAUCUACGGACUCACACAGGGGAGAAACCAUUUAAAUGUAUGGAGUGUGGAAAGAGCUACAGUCGGAGUGGACACCUUAGAAUUCAUCUACGGACUCACACGGGGGAGAAACCAUUUAAAUGUAUGGAGUGUGGAAAGAGCUACAGUCGGAGUGGAAACCUUAGAAUUCAUCAACGGAGUCACACAGGGGAGAAACCAUUUAAAUGCAUGGAGUGUGGAAAGAGCUUCACUACUAGCGGAAGCCUUAGAAUUCAUCAACGGACUCACACAGGGGAGAAACCAUUUAAAUGCAUAGAGUGUGGAAAGAACUUCACUGAGAGUCGACACCUUAGAAUUCAUCAACGG